This is a messenger RNA of Racocetra persica, 409 nucleotides long. Lineage: Eukaryota; Fungi; Glomeromycota; Glomeromycetes; Diversisporales; Gigasporaceae. The record is from the annotation of a GenBank genome assembly.
AAUUCAACGUUAGACGAGUCAUUCAGCUAUGAUGUUACUCCAGAAAAGUAUAGUUCCAUAAUAAUUGGUGAUCAUGGCACAACUCCAUCAGCAUAUUCAGAUUUCGAUAUAGAUAGGAGUGGUUUCGGAUAUAAGUACUCUUACGUUUCACAAGUUUCACUCUUAAAUAGCUUAUUAGCACGUUAUUCUGUACCCUUUGUUAACGCCAGCACUUCUAAUAUUGUUGAUUUGGGUGGUUCUUUUGUAUAUUUGUUUGAUAGUAAUGAUAGAAGUCCAACUGGUGCUGACCCUCUUUGCGGAUCUACUACUUCUUUUGUUAAAGAGUGUGAUUUAAGACAAAGGCUUGAAAUAAAUCCUAAUUGGUGCCUUUUGAUAGGAAAUUUCUUUGUAACCCAAUCUGUUAAUUAUC